GUUAAUUCCAUUCACAUCAUAAUGGACAUGAUUAGUAUUGAGGAGAUUGAUGCUGGAAUUCGACCAUCAAAAAAUUAUACAAUUAUACGCCCAAGUUAUAUAAAUUCAAACUCAAUAUGUUAUGUUAUCGUAAUAAUAGCAACAUUAGCAUUUUUAGGAGCUAUUGUUUUUAUAUGUCGUGACUAUAUUAAAAUACUUCUUUGUUUAAUUGAACAUCAAAAUACUUGGAUAGUCACAAUAAUAAUGAUUACUCUUUUUACUGUUGUUUCCUUUCCCAUAGCCAUUGGAUAUUUAUUUUUAAUUAUUGCUAGUGGUUAUCUGUUUGGAAUUAUUCAAGGAAUAGCCAUGGUAGUACUUUCAGCUAAUCUUGGUAUUGCUAUUGCUCAUUUUGUUCUUGGAGCUCUGUCAUCUAGUUGCCCAAUCAGAUCACUUUUGCAAAGUGAUACUGCAAGAGCUAUACUUAGAGUAAUUUCAGGACCUCAAGCAUUUAAGGUUGUACUUUUUACAAGACUAACUCCAAUUCCAUUUGGCUUACAAAAUACAAUUUUUGCUGUAAGCAAUAUAAAAGGUAUAAGAUAUCAUGCAGCUAGUGCAGUUGGAUUGCUUCCAGCUCAAUUAAUUAAUGUCUAUUUGGGUAGCAGUUUGCGUUCUAUGCAAGAUGUUUUGGAAGACAAAUCAACAGCUACAACAGGAUACAUUGUAUUCUGCUUUCAGAUUUUAAUUGGUGCUUCAUUAAUGGUGUAUGUUGUUCAAAAAGCUAGAAGGGAACUUCACCUUGCUUUACUUGAAGCUGAUCUGGCAUCAGUAGCGGAAUCUCCACACUGUUUUCUUGAUACUUCAGCAGACUCUAAAAUAUUACUUAAUAAUUUAAUUACCUGAGUCUAUUAUUAAGAAGCAUGAAUUUCCAAAGAUUUUAAUUUUAAUAAUAGAACAGGUAUAUUGAAAAGAAUAUUAUAUCCAAAAAUAUUUAAAGUAUGUUCUGCAUUAUGAGUUAGCAAUUCUAGAAAAGUAUUAGCUAUUCUAAUCGUUAAAAAUAAUCUGUAAUUCUUUUCAAUGUAUCUGGAUAUGCUUUUUAUAUACUACUAAUUUUAAAUAUUUUUAACUUUAAACGCCUAUUACUUUCUAUUUCUUGCUACCCUAAACCGGAAUCAAGAAAGUGCCAACAUAUCUCAUUUUUAUAGUUUGCAUUUUAUAUGAGAUAUUUGCAUUUAUUUGGAAUUUGCUUUUAUUAUAUAAA
Messenger RNA from Ceratosolen solmsi marchali, 1237 nucleotides. RefSeq names its product transmembrane protein 64. Gene Ontology annotation, cellular component: endoplasmic reticulum. The record is from RefSeq and is a predicted model, not a curated record. The transcript is spliced from 3 exons. NCBI's taxonomy places the organism in Eukaryota, Metazoa, Arthropoda, Insecta, Hymenoptera, Agaonidae. Gene Ontology annotation, biological process: regulation of cytosolic calcium ion concentration. The coding region runs from base 22 to 879 and encodes 285 amino acids.